Messenger RNA from Amphimedon queenslandica, 1334 nucleotides. RefSeq names its product probable serine/threonine-protein kinase PBL24. Gene Ontology annotation, biological process: protein phosphorylation. Bases 147 to 1109 code for a protein of 320 amino acids. Gene Ontology annotation, molecular function: protein serine/threonine kinase activity; ATP binding. NCBI's taxonomy places the organism in Eukaryota, Metazoa, Porifera, Demospongiae, Haplosclerida, Niphatidae. The record is from RefSeq and is a predicted model, not a curated record. The transcript has 2 exons.
AAAAAUAAAGAAAAAGUAGUGUGCUAUAAUAAUGCUAAUAAUAAAUCUAGAUGUAAAUUAACCAGAUGGUGCCCCACCCAUAAAUGAAAUGAAUGAUUGAAUGAACUGCAGUAGUGUGAACACAAUCAGAGUUAUCAGACACAAAAAUGGCAGCAGAGUUACAGGUGAAGCUUCAACCUCUGAUACUACAAAGAGUAAGGGUGACAAGGAAAGAGUUGGGUCAUGGAUCAUAUGGAGUUGUCAAUGAACUAAGAGUCAAUGGAAAUCAAUGUGCAGGAAAGAAGUUAAAUGAUUUGUUAGCCAUGGAAGAUAGCCUGUUAAGUGAGUUUGGUAAUGCGAUCAUUCUUCACAGACAACAGCAUCAUCCCAAUAUUGUGAAGUUGCUUGGUGUUCAUUAUCCCAGUGGUUUCGCACAAUUACCAAUGCUGGUAAUGGAGUAUCUUCCUUAUUCUCUGCUGCAGUUAAUAGAGGGAAGAGUAGCUAUUAAUAAAGAAGCGAUCCUCCUUGAUGUUGCUAAUGGACUCGAUUAUCUUCACUCAAAGAGACCUCCAAUCAUUCAUUGUAACAUCAAGGCCAGUAAUAUACUCCUCACUGUUGGUCACAAUGCGAAGAUAACAGACCUGAGUAUGUCUAAAUUUGGUGACGCAUUAAAGCAACAUCAUUACACCACAGCCCCUGGCAAUCCUUACCUGAUGCCACCAGAAGCUCUUGUUCAUAAUCCUGUCUAUAACAAGAAGUUAGACGUCUUCUCUUUUGGUUGUCUUAUUCUACAUAUGCUCACUGGCAAUAUCAUUGUACCAACUGAUCAAUAUGAGCCAAAGCCACACGACCCUGGCUCUUAUGUUAAGAUAUCAGAAUGGAACAGGAGAGCUAAAUAUAUUAAGCCAGCACUAGAUCAUAUAUUGAUUCCAGUAGCUAUGAAUUGCCUUGAAGAUGAUCCCUUAAGAAGAUUAAAUACAUCAGAUAUCAUUGAAAUUAUUAGUCGAUUGCAGCUUCGUCCUGAUCGAUAUGCUCAUUUAUGUGGCAUACACAUCGUGACAAUACUAAGGACUAAUUUUUUUGUAAUAUCUCAGAAGAUUCCUUCUAUGAGACACGUAUCAUUGAGUUGAAGGACGCAAUAACAAAGCUUAAGGGAAUUCCUUAUGAACAUAUAAGGCUUCUUUAUGAAGGUAGGCAGCUUGCAGAUGAUAUGACAUUCAAAGACUAUAAAAUUGAAAAAUUUUCAAAAAUAUAUCUCAGUCUACGACUCAUUGGUAGUUAAAAAUCAGUAAACAAUAAAACACUGCCUAAUGCACAUUUAAUUGCUAUUUCCUAGGAUCAUUAUCUUUUUUUAA